Loa loa (African eye worm) is the source of this 3231-nucleotide messenger RNA. RefSeq names its product zinc finger protein. Lineage: Eukaryota; Metazoa; Nematoda; Chromadorea; Rhabditida; Onchocercidae. The transcript has 16 exons. Gene Ontology annotation, biological process: regulation of transcription by RNA polymerase II. Gene Ontology annotation, cellular component: nucleus. Gene Ontology annotation, molecular function: DNA-binding transcription factor activity, RNA polymerase II-specific; RNA polymerase II cis-regulatory region sequence-specific DNA binding. The coding region runs from base 1 to 3231 and encodes 1076 amino acids. The record is from RefSeq and is a predicted model, not a curated record.
AUGAAAAAUGAGAAAAAAAAAGGACAUUGUGAUCAAACAUUGGAUUGCCAUUUAUGUGGUAUUUGCUCUGCAAAGUUUUACAAUGUUGAACGAUUCAUUGAACAUAAGAAAAAUUGUUCAAUUUCAGAUAUACAGAGUUCGAUAAUAACAGCAAAUCCGGAUACAGAAUCGGUACCGAUUGAUUUGUCGAAGAAGCAUGUUUCAGAUGAUCUUGAUAGAAAAAGUAUUCUAGAAGACAAAUCUAAUUUAUUAUUUGAUCCUUUACAAACAAUACAAUCUCAUCAACAGCAAUUAUUGGAGCUUUAUGCGCAAUUAGCAGCAAGUCAUAGUAGGCAUACAGAUUCUGAACAAAGUAGCGAUGAUGGCGGUAAUACUUCUUCAUAUGUCCUAUCACCACCUUCCAGUAAUGGUAUUGCGGAAAAAAUUCAUCCUUGUAUUGCUGAACGAUGUUCACAGCAUUUCUCAUCUCGUGGCGCUUUAUUGUGGCAUAUUUUACGACGACAUCCCGGUGAAAAGCUUUUACAAUGCAAACAAUGCGAGGAGCGUUUUGCUGAUCCUGAACAGGUACACGAGCAUCGUUGUGAUUUAUUUCAACGUAGUGCUUCCACUGGUGCCUUGGAACAUAGCACGUCACCAGAUGCAGAUCGUGGUUCGGUACCAGCUCGUGUGCAAACUUCCUAUACGUUGCAGGAGGUCUUAACUAUGGUAGCACUGUACCUCUCCGCACCUCUUUCACGAAUGUUGUUUUCGCAAUUUUUUGGAACACCAACUGCAACUGCAACGGUUGCUGCAACAGCUGCUGCUACUGUCCCAUCAACAUCCGCUGCAGCGAAAGAUACCGUACUGGAUCUAUCCAAUCCAGUAGCAAACAAGCAACAACAGCAAUUCCUACCAAUGCCUGCUAUUUCACAGCAAUUUAUCAGGCCACCGUUCAGUUUUGGUCAAUUUGCGGCAGCCGCAGCAGCGACAUUGCGUCCUGCUCCGCAUCCGGAUUUAUUUCUAAAUGGUCCAUCAUCAGCACCACUACUAAACAAUGACGAUGAUUGGGAAGCAUUGAUGGAAGUGAGCACAACGGAUGAAUCCGAAAAAAUACGGGCAUUAGUUGGUGAUAAAGCCUUACCAACGACAGAUCCCAAUCAGUGCUUGUUAUGUAGACGGGUACUUUCAUGCAAAAGUGCCCUACAAAUGCAUUACAGGACACAUACUGGUGAACGACCUUUUAAAUGUAAAAUAUGCCAACGAGCAUUUACAACAAAAGGUAACCUUAAAACUCAUAUGGGUGUCCAUCGAGCCAAGCAUUCCUUUCGUGGACUAGCUGCAGCCACAACAAAUAUCCACCAUCAGUGUCCCAUUUGUCAGAAACGAUUUUUCACUGCUCAUUUGCUUCAGCAACAUGUCGCACAACAUACGACUCAGCCAAGCAGGAAUGGUAUUUUAUCAUCAUUCGAAGUACCAGUAGGUUCACCGCAGGGAUUUGAUCGACGUACCGAACAACAACAUCAUCCACCUUCAUCAUUAUCCACAUCAAAUGGUCCAUCUUCGAUGCUUCAAGUAAAUGCUACAAAUUUGAUGUUACCUAUAAAGAAUGACCUUGUGUCAACACCAUUCAUGCCACCAUUUCCGUUCUUUCCGCUUGGUUUACCGCGUGGUCUUUCAAGUCCGAUCGCUGCUUCCAAUGCACCUCAAACAUCACUUGGAUCAAUUCCAUUCAUAGUUAAUCAUCAAAUUAAUUCAAAACAAAAUGAACAUCAUUAUCAACAACAAUUACAACAUUCAAUAAAAUCAGAAUUACUACAACCACCACCACCAGUAACAACACGUCCAGAAUCAUUACCGACUGCUCCGUUACGUCUAGAAACUUCACCAACUAUAUUUAGUCAAUCCGGACGAUCAAUCAAUGCUAUAAAAGAUGAUGAUGAAGUGGCUUCAACAAGUAGUUCACAUAAUGGCUUAUCAUUACCGUUAGUAUCAACAGCAUUAUCAGCAAAUACAAAUGAUCUGAUAGCAAAUUGUACCUCUUGCUAUCAAUUCUUUCCGAAUCAAAUUGCAUUAGAACUACAUAUGAGAAAUCAUCGUGAUGGUACUCCAUUGAAGUGCUUCAUUUGUGGUACCACAUAUACAACAAAAGGCAACCUGAAACGGCAUAUGUCAUCAAAGCAUCAAAUUCAUUAUCCUUGUUCACCGGAUGGUAUUUCUAAUGAUAGUGGUGAUGAUGAUAAUGAUGAUGAUGAUAAUGAUAAUGAUGAUGAUGAUGAUGAUGAUGAGGAAGAGGAGGAAGAGGAUCAUGUUUUAUUCACUCACGCUGAAAAUGAACAAAUGGAUACAUGUGAAAGUCAACAUGGUAUAUCAGAAUCUACCGAUGAAGGCAAUUCGCCAGAACAGCAACAACAUCAACAGCAGCAGCAAGAACAACAACAACAACAACAGCAACAAGAGGAAGACGAACAACAACAAAAUGCUGAAACUUCAGAUGAGAAGUCAUCUCCAACAUCAUCCAUAUCUGUUGCAAUUCAUCCACCUCUCACUAGCACACCAAAUCCCUUAGAUGCGAUGCAAAAAAUGUGGGCGGAAACCGAGCCACCACCUCCGCGGCAAGCGCCUAUAUUAUCGAAACAUCAAUGUGGCGUAUGUUUCAAGCAUUUCAGCAGCAGUUCCGCAUUGCAGAUUCAUAUGCGGACUCAUACCGGUGAUAAACCUUUCAAAUGUGAAGUGUGUAAUAGGGCAUUCACAACACGUGGUAAUUUGAAGGUACAUAUGGGUACCCAUAUGUGGCAACAGAGUCCAUCCAGGCGAGGUCGCCGAAUUUUUGAAUUUGGUGCUGAUAGUAUCUUGCGAUCGGAGUUAUUACCAGCAUUCGGUUUAGGUGCCGAAGGAGCACUUCAUGUGGGAUCCUUUGAUCCAAAAAUUAAUCCAUUGCGUCCCAGUAGAUUUGGAUUAGAUUCACCAUCAUCACAGACUACUACUGCACCUCCUGCACCACCACCACCACCAUCACCAUUUUCAGUCCUACCCUUUCCAUUACCGUUACUACCACAAGUAAGCAAUUCUGGUGGUUGUACUCCAAAUCAAAUGGAUACUGUAAUGUGGAUGUGGAAAACGGUUUGCUCAGUAUGCCAAAAAAUUUGUGCUUCUCCUCAAGAACUUGAAAAGCAUCUGAAGCAACAUUUAAAUGGUACUGUACGUAGUGAUAACACGGCAAAAAUUACUCCAUUGUUACAGAAAACCGAGUGA